CAGCCUUCAAAAUUUCUCCUCACUCCUUGUCCAGCCAGGCCUCCCAAGCUUUGGCAUAGCCUGAGCAAGCCUGACAUUCCCUUCACAGACACUAAUUUGGGGCUACUUCAAACCAAUCUAAAAUUAGUUGCUGUUGUUCUAACAAGUGAAUUCAGAGGAACUGUCUUGGCCUAGAUCUAGGUGUUGUCAGUCUCAAUCAAUAUUUGUGAUACUGAUUGUCUCAUAUAAAAGAUGUACAUUCCAACUUUUUAGAAAGUUCCAUUUUGUAAACAAAAGGGGCAACUCUGCCUUUCCAGCCUACAACAAUAUAACCUUUUGUUUUGACUUGUUUCUCGUUGCGUCAAAUGAAUGCUGGUAUUUUCAAGUCGAAAUAUAAUUGCAACCACUGAUGUCUUUGUGUCACGUGUUUAUUGUUCUUCCUUUGAGGAUAGCUUUUGCUCUUAGCAAGUCCAUAUUUCAUUCUUGGUUCAAGUUGCGAUGGACACCUUCAUCAAGAAGCUGGCUGGUACGCCUAGAUCAGAAAAUCAGGAAAAAGAUACAACACAAGAACAAUGGCGAAUUUGUGAAGGUGCGUCUUGGAGAUGAGGUUCACAACAUCUGGACAGUGGUGGUGGAAGGUGACUACAGGGACACAGUUCCCAUCGUCGUCCUCCAUGGCAUGGGAGGUGGCAGCAACAUGUUCCUGAAUAAUAUAGAUGCUCUUGCAGAACAGAGAGAUGUGAUUCUUAUAGAUUUGCCUGGUUUUGGCCUCAGCAGUCGUUCUGAACUUCGUGUGAAGUUUGUAGAUGGCUGGUGGGUGGACACCACAGGGGAUGAUAUAGAAGCAUUUUACACAGAAAUCUUGGAGCAGUGGUUCAAGAAGAUGAAACUCUCAAAAAUCAUCCUCUUAGGCCACAGCUAUGGAGGUUACAUCAGUUCUGUUUACUGCCUCAAGUACCCAAAAAGAGUGAAGCAUCUUAUUCUGGCCGAUCCCUGGGGCUUUCCGCAGCGACCUCCCCUGGCAGACAGGAGGCCAUUCAUGCGUAGCCGGCCUCUGAGAUUGUUGUCGAGGUUGUACUCGAAAAUGAAUAUAUUCACACCCAUUCGCGCUUUGGGGCCCAUUGGCCCAGCUGUUUUCCGUUCAUUGAGAGCUGAUCUUGGACGGAAGUUUAGUUCAUACUUUGAGGACCAUACCCUUUCUCAUUAUCUCUAUGCCUGUAACACAUGUGAUAAGCCCAGUGGUGAGACCGGCUUUGGUCGUCUCUCCAUCCCCUUUGGCUGGGCCAAAAAGCCACUAGUGGACAGAGUAGUCAACUGGGUCCCGGAACUGGAUGUAACAUUCAUUUUUGGGGCUCGCUCGUGGGUUGACUCGCAACCUGGUUACGAGACGCGCAACCACAGGCACGACAACUAUGUUGAUGUACAGGUGAUCAGCGGGGCAGGUCACCACGUGUACGCAGACCGUCCACUGGCGUUCAACAACAUGGUGGACAUGAUCGGUGAAGCGGUGGAUAAUGGCGUCAAGCCAAACAUCAGUCACGAAUUUGAGAAGCGCCAUCUAGCCAUGUCUUCUCUGAGGCGCCGUGCUUCAUGCGCUUCUCAAGCAGAACUCUGCAACGACGAAGCAGGGCUUCGACAACUGCGGGCUUUAAGCGAGUCAGAAAUGAUGGGCUUUGAUGGGGAUGGGGUGAGAGGGGAGGGGGACACGUCGCCCGUGACCUUCAAUCUUGAUGAUACGGUCGUUGAGGAGGGGGCUUCUGCUGCCCCAGUCAGUUUCCACCUGGGCAGUGCACAGGAGAGAAAGCCCACCCUGAGAGCUUCUAAGUCUGGAGGAGGAUUAAAAAAUGUGAAGUUCUCCUCAGACAGCUUACAGAACUCGAGUGCUCUUCCGUCAAGGGGCCAAGGUGGACAGGUUGACAAAGAUGAGGUUAAAGUAGAUGAGGCGGGAUACUUACUUUGUGAAGAAGACUCGGACAUUGGACAUACUGAAACCAGAAAGAAACCUGCCAAGUGAACCAAGCAUGAAGCUACCUCCAAGUAACUAUUCGUUCUGCAUAACAGUGUGGUUUUAAAAAAGGUAUACUUUUCCUCAGAUCUUUCAUGUGUGUGAAUCAGGUUAUCUUAUAUUAAACAUAGGGCAACAAUCAUUACAAAUGUUUUGUCAUAUUCCAUGUCAUAUUUAAUCCCAAGUAAAGAGCAUGAACAAUAUGGGGAAGAGAAUGUAUUAUUUGAAAAGUUCAUGAUGCUUAGGUUAGUUCGUAGUGGUAAAUUAAUGGAAAGUAUGUGUGAGUUUGACUUAAAUAAUGUGGGUAGUCUGGUGUAGUUUGCUCCUUCUUUCCUAACAAAUAAAACAGCUAUCGUCCAUAUUUCUCCUUUUUUAAAAAGAACUGUUUGUUGUUACUCUCAUGUCACACCAAAUUGUCGGCGCGUAUGUGACCUAAUUGUGUUAAAAGUGUCGUAAAAUUCUUACAAAAAACAAAGACCUUACAAUGCUGUUGUAUGUGUGGGCUAUGAGCGGGGCAGAGGGAAAUGUCUGCACUACUGUGGUCAUGUGAAAGAGCAACAUCUUCAGCCCAGGAAAUAAUGACACGGCAAUUGUGGUUCAGAGUGGUCAGUCUUGUGGUCUAAAUGUUGAUUGAGGCUGGUGCCAGGCAUGUCCCUUUCUACUUCUGUACGUUCGCAGCUAACGGUCACACCUCUUUGUAAGUAACAACAUUUAUUUUUUUUAAUGAGUGUUCAUAUGAAAGCUUUUUAAGUGGUUCAAAUUAGUUUUGAUAUAAAAUGCGGUAUCAUUAUGUUUAUGAAAUGUGUUAAACAUGUCAUUGUUCUGCUUCUUUUUUUUUUUCUCUGGUUUUGCUUUUUUGCUUUCGAAGAUCAUAUUUUGAUGUUUGAACAAAAAUUGUCUUAGAGUAGACUUUUGAAUUUUACACUAUACCUCUUCCUCUUUGAGAAAACUCUUUAUAUAUCGUAUUAUUUCAUGAAUGUGAACAUUUUACUUUUUUAUCACUUCUGCGUGGCUAAGCGUUUACACUUGUCUUGUCUCUUAAAAUGAUACAAUGAGCCAUACAUGGUAACGUUUUACAUUUCCACCCCCCUCUCAGACGGGGAGAUAACUCUUGUGUGCAUGUGAACGUCUGGUGAGAGAAAGUGGAGGUUAUUAUUUGUGGCUUCAUCUAACAGCUGACAGUGCAUGUGUUUGCCAUUCUGAUAGGCCAAAAGCCACAGAUAGGUUGGAUGCUCAAGGGAGAAGAAUUGAAAUGUGCUACUUAUUUCCACAUCGCUAUUUUGUGAGUGGAGGGGUUGCUUUCUUUAUGUCAAUUUUGCUGCUGUACAGGAUGUGCGUAGAUGCACUCAAAAAAAUCUCAUAUGACCCUUUGCUGGCUUCAAUCAUGGUGUUCACAUAUCCAUUGUAAGUGUGUUAUAUGGAUUUAAAAGCAUUUUUGAAUCACAAUUUAGCAUGAAUUUUAAUGGGGAAAUUGUUAACAUUCCAAUCAUUUUCCUUUACUGCAGUUUGCCUACUCUACUCCCUUUCAAUUUUGAAAAUUUUACAAUGUUUGUAUACUGCUGUUGUCUAUCACAGUAUUUUUUUAAAAAGUUUAUGUCAAGUGUGUUUUUAGUCAUUUGUAUUUUUAAGUUCUUUGUAAAGUAUACCAAGGUCUUUCGUGUGUUUUCAUGCUUUUUGCUGAUCUGCUAUGUUUUGGGGUGUUUUUUAUGCCAUCACAAGUAAUGAUUUUUCAUCUCGAUGAAAUGUUGACCUACUUCAAUUUAUCCCAAAAUAUUGUGCGCAGAUUAUCUUACUUCCAUUUUGUUGGGAGUGGUCAUGAAAGCAGGCUGUGUUUAUGCAAUUAAAAAUUCUUUCCCUGUAAAGUUAACUUGUAUUGCGGAGAUAAACUCUGCUUUCCCUUCCACCUCUAAGGCAUGUGUUGUCUUCUUACCAUGGAUAGAUUUGAGCAACAAUAUUAGUACUGGGGUCCCAGGAAAUAAUGAUGAAAUAUUAUGUGGCACCCUUUGACCUAUUUAUUACGGUAGUGAUGUAUUGGUUUGGAUGUUUUGAUAAUGGUGCCCUGGCGUGGGCAUGACUGCUCUGCCUGCUUGGAAUAUUAUUCUUUGUCUUGUAGAGUAAUGAACUUCCAUAAGAACAAACUGUAAGGAGUGAUAUCCAUCUACUUGUACUGUAGUUUUUCCUUUCAUGGAUUGUCUACUGAUUAGAGGGAAGGGAUGAUGGGUCUUCUUGUGUUGCGAUGGUCCUUUUAUUUAAAUUAGCAUGUCAUGUUUAGUUGAAACGAAGAUUCUGGUAUCUUUACUUUAAUAUGGAUUUCUCCUCAGUUUCAGAUAAGAAAAGAAAAUCGUUCAUUUGCAGCACUAGAGGUACAGCAAAAUUUGUACAGGAAUCUAUAUCCAAGGAGUUUUGUAUCUUUUAUAAAAAGAGUAGGAGAAAAGGUAGUUUAAGAAGAUCCUCAAUCUGAGAGAUUUUACAAAAUGUCUUCACCUGGGUGGGCAGGUAGCAUAAUCUGUUGAAAUAAAGUGGAUUUUUAAAUUUUUUUUUUUUUAAAGGAGUGAAAUAUAACAUAAAUACAAGCUUUGGUGUAGCCUAAUGCUGCUGUCUCAUCUUCAGGUUUUGAGCAUAGUCACUUGUGCCUUGCUGCUAUUCUGAUUUUUGUUUCAAAACAGGGGUAGGGGCGCUUAUUCCUUACGAACCAGUGAAAAGGGUCUGAAUUGAAAUUGAAUGUCUGAUGUUUACAGAAAACCAUCAAUGCUAUGCAGGGGGGAAAAGUCAGCCAGACUAAUACCCUAGUCUUAAUUGGAAGGAGUGGUGAGUGAUGUGAUUUUACACCUUCAGAUGCACUAUCUGCAUCUCAUCUAGUUUUACCUCUGUCUGUACAUCGAGGGUAGGCAAGUGAAACAUCUCAUUUCAGAAACUUUAUACUUUUUAGGAGAAUCUGUAGAUUUUCUCCUUCACUGUGUCAUACUUGCUUUAUUUUUUAUUUUUUUACUCCUACCAUUUCAGAGCAGUUUGUGCUGUUGCAGGCUAACGUUUUUGAUGCAAUGUGUGCCUUGUUGUGUACUUUACAAUGCUUUGCUUCUCUGCCUUCCAUACCUUUCAUGUUUUUCUAUUAAAAAAUUUUUUUUUGCUUGUAGCUGUUGUUUUUCUGUAGCUCUAUAUCAUAUUUCACCGAGUUGUUUUUGUAGUGUAGCACAGCAUAGCUGCCCACUGUCCCGGGCCAUCCGUAUUUUGUUCGGAUUUUCUUGAAAAAUCGCUGUUGUCCCAGAAAUACGGAUUUUGACCGACGGUCCCUGAAAAUAAAAGCUUGGCGAGCAUACUUCUAAAACAGAAAAACUAGCCUUCUGUUGCUCGGGAAAAUGACGAAAAUUCGGGAGAGUUGGCAGGUGUGCAGUUUCGGCAAAGUCAGCUGAUAUGCAUGCGCGGCGCUCGGCUUCUUCAUUCGUUUGAAAAGAUGGUGUCAAAAUGUUCGGCGAUGAGUUCUAAGUCAGACUCUGGACCAAGUAAAGCAAAGAAACCAAAAAGGCAGCAAGUUUUUCUUGACAAAUACAAAGUGUCCCUGAUAAUUAAUCAAUGUCCCUGAUUUUGAGCAAGGCUGUCCCUGAUAGCCACAGAGAGGGGUGGGCAGCUAUGGUACAGUCAAACCUGCUCUCAUGACCUCCAUUCCAAGACAACCACUUGUACAAAUGACCACUUCCCUCUUCACGCAUUGCUUUUUUUUUGGCUUUUUGGUAUUUGACACUGUCCAAGAUGACCACAUUUUGUCCACAACGUUGGAUAGACAUCUUGGAUAAUUUUGAUAGUGUAUUCUUUUUUAAACCUUGAGGAGAUGAACAAGCUACUUUUGAUGUGAGAAUGAAAUUUCUCAUUGAUUUGAAAUUAGGGUAGCUCAUGACAGGCUUGGGUUGUUUAUAUAGACUCUUGAAGUGUGUUGCUUGCAUUACAUCUUGGAGAGUUAUGACUCCACGACUGUUUUUGCUUUGAGUGUAAGAGCUUUAAGUAUAUGUGGUUAUUUUUGGCCUUUGAUUUAAAAGGAAAAUGUGUGAUUCAGGAGAGUAUAUAUUCAAAUAUUGACAAAAGUAGUCAAAUUUUUAGGUAUUCAAUACCUUAUAUGUGUUGUAGAUAGUUGUUGUGGAACGGUCUUGUGGAUAGCAAUUACCUCGAAGCAAAUGUUUAUGUAUAUGGGGAAUUUUUAUUCCAUGGAUAGUGAAAAAUUUCUCUGUGACGCUGCUCAUGUUUGAAUUUUUAAAAAUAUAUUAAAUAUUUGAGUCUUUCAGAUUUUAUGAUAUAUAGUCUUUUGUUUUUGUAACAGUAAAUACUAAAGUAGUAAAUCUUCUUGGUACAUAUGUAGUUUCCUUUCAUGCAGCAUAGAUGAGAAUGUACACUCAAGUUCUGAUAGGGAAUAUUUGACUGUCAGUAGCCAUGUUGAUGGGUCUGGCUGUUAAUUUUAUUUUAUCAAUUCUAACCAGAAGUUUGAGGUUGUUUGUUUGUCACUGGCCAACUUUGUACUGGUAUAUAUUAUGAGAUUUAUAUCGCUGAAGCAAUGUGAUGUGUGAAGACAUAUUCUAGCAAAGACUAGAAUGCUCAAAAGUUGCCACUCAGUCAAAAUUCUUCAUGUCUUUCUUUGAGUACUUCUUUCUCAACCCGGUGUCCCGAUUGGGUCAAGUUUGUUUUUUUUAAGCAAUGCAUCUUAAAGGGCGUCAAAUUGCUCUUUUAAAAAAGCGUGAUAUUGAAGGGGAUCAAAGUAUGUGCAGACAGAUUAUGUGACCUUUAGGCACAUAGUGUUGCAGAUCCUUUCUAUUUCUAUCAUGUACUGGAGUCCAAAGUGCCUGACUAAGAUCGACCGUGAGGUUCACUUAAUUUGACCUGAUGUUUGCUAACUUGGACAUUUCUCCAUGAAAAAUUAAAGUUAUGCUCAUGAUCAAAAGAUUUUUGGGAUAAAUAUUGUAACCUGUUUGUUUUUAACUUGAACGAUGAUAAUGUGCUAUUGGCACAUUAGCCUAAAAUUGUUUCGUAUUCUCCUAGAGGAAUUUUAUUCAUUCUUGCAACCAUUCUGCACUUGACCUUCAGUAAAUAUAUUUUUUGGAUCAGGUUGAGUAAGAAAGUACAACUUCAAAGGACUUUAGAUUGAAAAAAGAACAUUUUCAUCGUUGUAACCCAAUGGGUAUCAUAUAGUGUGUGUUUGUAUUUUUAUGCAAUGAGAGAUAUCAAUAUCAUGUACCUUUCUGAGGUGUGCAGGAAAAAGCAGUGUCUUGUCGUGCCAUUUGUCUGCAUGCUGAAACUUGCAUUGUUUAAGCUUAAAUUUUUCAUUUUUAUAAAGUAAAGAAUAAACCGUUGUGUUCUAUUUUA
Aplysia californica (California sea hare) is the source of this 7330-nucleotide messenger RNA. Its product is annotated as 1-acylglycerol-3-phosphate O-acyltransferase ABHD5. Bases 389 to 1993 code for a protein of 534 amino acids. NCBI's taxonomy places the organism in Eukaryota, Metazoa, Mollusca, Gastropoda, Aplysiida, Aplysiidae. The record is from RefSeq and is a predicted model, not a curated record. Gene Ontology annotation, cellular component: lipid droplet. The transcript has 8 exons.